GGGAUCCUUUUAUAUCAGAUAGGAAGGGCUGUAGCACAAAAUUUACUGCUAAGUAAUUGUCCCGUAGAUCCUAUAUCUAUCUAUCUGAAGAAGGAAUUAUGUAAUGAGGCGGAUUCCUAUUUGUACAAAUGGUACUUCGAACUUGGAAGAAACAUGAAGAAAUUUACAAUACUUCUUUAUCUUUUGAGUUGUUCUGCCGGAUCGGUUGCUCAAGAUCUUUGGUCUUUCCCCCGAGAUGAAAAAAAUGCGAUCACUUCCUAUGCACUCAUUAAGAAUGAUUCUGAUCUAGUUCAUGGUUUAUUAGAAUUAUUAAAAGUAGAAUGCUCUCCGUUGGGCUCAGAACAAAAUUAUGGAUCUUAUUCUAUUCUUGAUCAGAGAUUUCUAUAUGAAAACUACGAAGAGGAGGAUUUUUUCAGUCACAUAGUUUGGGCUCCUAGACUAUGGCGUCCUUUGGGAUUUUCUGUGUAGCGAGCAGAUCCUUUAUGGUCAAGAGAACGAGCUUCAAGAGAAUGAUUCGGAGUUCUUACAAAGUGGAACGAUGGAGUACAAGACACGAGAUAAAUCUUCCAAAGACAAAGGCUUUUUUUCAAAUAAGCCAAUUUAUUUGGGGACCCUGCAGAUCCACUCUUUUUCCUAUUCAAAGACCAGUCCACGGGCUCUUUGUUUUCACGUAGAGAAUUUUUUGCAGAUGAAGAAAUGACAAAGGCGCUUCUUACUUCCCACACUUCUCAAUGGGAGCAUCUAAUUCGAUAUAAAAAAACAAACGAUUUUACUAUAAGGAAGAAGGAACAAAAGCACUUCGAAUUUGUGAGUCAUCGUCAGAGAUGGCUUAGAAAUAAUGGUUCAUUUUAUAAUGAAUCUUUCUGUUCUAGUACUCUAUCCGAGAGUUAUCACUAUUUAUCAAAUAUGUUCCUGUCUAAUGGAACACUAUUUGAUCAAAUGACAAAGACUUUGUUGAGAAAAAGAUGGCUUUUCCCGGAUGAAAUGAAAAUUGGAUUCAUGUAACAGGAGUUUAACAGGAGAAAGAUCGCGAUCCGCUGCCUAAUUCCUGAAUUACUUAAAAGAGCUCGGGUCG
Cuscuta epithymum is the source of this 1075-nucleotide messenger RNA. Lineage: Eukaryota; Viridiplantae; Streptophyta; Magnoliopsida; Solanales; Convolvulaceae. The record is from the annotation of a GenBank genome assembly.